CCUGCAAGAGAGAAGAGAAGGGGAGGGAACGAAAGCACCCACGAUAAACAUGGCAGAGAGAGGAGAAAGUUAAGCAGCAUAUGGAGUGUCUACUGUCUAAGAUCUGAUCUGCAGUGGAACCAUCAGCUGAAGUGGAAGCAUAAGGACCCCAGUCUCCUCCUGCGUCGGGCAUCUGGACAGAAAAGCUGCUACAAACUGUAACUGCCACUCACUGGGAUGUGUUAAAAUCUUGCCUGUGUUUUGAACCCCUGCCCAUGUGACUGGGAUUGCCUGUGAAGCUCCAGCCAAACCACAAGUACCACAACAACGGAGCAUCCGGAACUCAUCAAUGUUUAACGGCUUAAUGGCUGUGGAUGUUUCGUUCUGAUUUAUGAUUGAGCCUCAUCGCCAUUCCCACCUCACAUCAGAUUUACAUCGAGCUUCUGCAGUGCUACAUUUAACUGCACCUAGCAUAGGUCACAGUUGUCUCAUUCAUUAUUUACACACUUACAUCUUUGUGUAAAAAAAAGAAAAACAACAACUGAGUGUGACCCCAAGCUGAUAACCCUGAAAAUCCAGGAUGGUGGAGCCUAUUUGUGCCACUGGCAUGGCUGCCAGGCUGAGGAACCAGUGGGAUCGCAACGACGGUCUGGGCCAGAACUACAAUGCGGUGAAGUUUUUGGGUCAGGACUUUGAGUCUAUGAGAGCUCGCAGUCUCCAGAGCGGCAGAUUGUUUGAAGAUAACCUCUUCCCGGCCUCGGCUUCAUCUCUGGGAUUCAACGAGCUUGGACCCAGAUCCUCCAAGACCCAAGGAGUCCGCUGGAUGAGACCCACGGAGCUCUGCAAACGGCCUGACUUCAUCGUUGACGGGGCGACUCGCACAGACAUCUGCCAGGGAGCUCUGGGUGACUGCUGGCUGUUGGCUGCCAUCGCCUCGCUGACCUUAAACGAAGACCUCCUUCACAGAGUGGUUCCACAUGGGCAGAGUUUUAGGGACGGAUAUGCCGGUAUCUUUCACUUCCAGUUCUGGCAGUUCGGUGAGUGGGUGGAGGUGGUGAUUGAUGACAGAUUGCCAGUGAAGGAUGGAAAGCUACUGUUUGUGCACUCAGUGGAGGGAAGUGAGUUCUGGAGUGCACUGCUGGAGAAGGCGUAUGCCAAACUAAAUGGAUGUUAUGAGGCUUUGUCUGGAGGCAGUACUUCAGAGGGUUUUGAAGACUUCACCGGAGGCGUGACAGAGAUGUAUGAGCUGAGGAAGGCACCCUCGGACAUGUUCAGCAUCAUCGGCAGGGCCAUAGAGCGAGGGUCCCUGCUGGGCUGCUCCAUAGACAUCACAAGUUCAUCAGACAUGGAGGCUGUCACAUUCAAGAAGCUGGUGAAGGGACAUGCAUACUCUGUGACUGGUGUGGACGAGGUGGUCUACAGAGGAAAUCUGACCAAGCUGGUUCGGAUCAGAAAUCCCUGGGGAGAAGUGGAAUGGACUGGAGCCUGGAGUGACAACUCCAGAGAAUGGGACAGCGUGGACCGCUCUGUUAGAGGUCGGCUACAAAACCGCAGCGAAGACGGUGAAUUCUGGAUGUCUUUCAAUGACUUCCUGCGCGAGUUCACCCGUCUGGAGAUCUGUAAUCUGACAGCUGAUGCCCUGCAGAACAGCCAGCUGAAGAAAUGGAGCUCCUCACACUUCCCAGGAGAGUGGAGGAGGGGCAGCACCGCAGGAGGCUGCAGGAACUACCCCGCAACAUUUUGGCUGAACCCUCAGUUUAAGAUUUUGCUUCAGCAUCCGGACGUUCCCGGCCAAUCAGACUGCAGCUUUCUGGUCGCCCUCAUGCAGAAGGAUCGCAGGAAGAAGCGGAGGGAGGGUAAAGACAUGGAAACCAUUGGAUUUGCUGUCUACGAGGUUCCAAAUGAGUUUGCAGGCCGGUCAGGUGUUCACCUGAAGCGUGACUUCUUCCUAACGCAUGCGUCCAGCGCCCGCUCUGAACUCUUCAUCAAUCUGAGGGAGGUCAGCUCUCGGCUGCGGCUGCCGGCUGGUGAAUACAUCAUCGUCCCGUCCACCUUCGAACCCCACAAAGAGGCUGACUUCGUCCUCAGGGUUUUCUCCGAGAAGCCUGCGGAUUCUGAGGAGCUCGAUGAUGAAGUAGCAGCAGAUAUUCCAACAGAGACUUUUCUCGAUGAGAGCCAGAUCGACCCGGGCUUCAAGAGUCUGUUCAGACAGUUGGCGGGUCCAGACAUGGAGAUCAGUGUGACAGAGCUGCGAACCAUCCUGAACAGAAUCAUCAGUAAACAUAAAGACCUGAAGACGGACGGCUUCACCAAAGAAUCCUGCCGCAGUAUGAUCAACCUCAUGGACACGGACGGCAGUGGAAAACUAGGACUGUCAGAGUUCCAUGUCCUCUGGGAGAAGAUUAAACGAUACCUGACCAUAUUCCGGGAGUUUGACUGUGAUAAAUCUGGCUCCAUGAGCUCAUAUGAAAUGAGGAAGGCUCUUGCAUCUGCAGGAUUCAGUCUGAACAACCAGCUCUUCCAGCUGAUCAUCCUGCGUUACACAGAGGCAGACAUGACCGUUGAUUUUGACAACUUUGUCACCUGUUUGGUCAGACUGGAGACCAUGUGCAAAACAUUCAAGACCAUGGACACAGAUAAUGAUAAUGUUAUAUCCCUCGGCUUCUGUCAGUGGAUCACCCUGACGAUGUUUGCCUAGACAUGAGUGGACUUCUCGCUCACCGUUGCACUGUGCUCUGCUGCAGCUUCAGGGCACGUCAGUUUCAGAAGUGCCUUUCAUACUCCAGUCUCUGCUUUUCCACCGCUGAGGCUUUCCAAUGUUUAAAGACUUAUAUGAAUCUUUGCAGCACCUGCAAUGUUAUAUCCACAUUCAUUUUUUCCAAGCAGAAAGAAGCCCAUUUCUCUAGUUCCAAAAGUGCACCAUUGGUUUUAUUGUUUUUUUUUUUUUAAUUUUUCAUUCAAUCAUAUAGUUUAGGGCAGAGGCAUAUGGCAUUUUUUUUUAUUUUUUUUUAUUAAACAGAAUAAUGUGACUUUGCCGUAGUGAAAGACAGCUCUAGCAUAUACUAUCAGAAUUGUCGCCUUAAUACCUAAAAAUGCUAACAUGUAGCUAUCAGGUUCAUGUCUGCAUAUGAGAAAAUAAAUGAAAAAAGUAAAAUAAGACACAAACCAAAAGAAGAAUUCCUCAACUGAACUCACAAGUGUCUCAGCAAUAAAGCAUUAGGAUGAAUUGCAAUUUUUUUCUAUAUUAUUAUUAUUAUUAUUAU
This is a messenger RNA of Sphaeramia orbicularis (orbiculate cardinalfish), 3242 nucleotides long. It is a transcript of the gene capn1, whose product is annotated as calpain 1. Gene Ontology annotation, biological process: proteolysis. Bases 560 to 2677 code for a protein of 705 amino acids. The record is from RefSeq and is a predicted model, not a curated record. The transcript is spliced from 22 exons. Gene Ontology annotation, molecular function: calcium-dependent cysteine-type endopeptidase activity; calcium ion binding. Lineage: Eukaryota; Metazoa; Chordata; Actinopteri; Kurtiformes; Apogonidae. Gene Ontology annotation, cellular component: cytoplasm.